CGAGUCGACCCCCACAUAUUGUAGCAAAACAAGCACAGAUAGCUAGUUUUCGAUGUGACUUACAGGUGACCAUAAGUGAAACAUUUCCUCUCGGUUUGACAUGGCAGAGGGAAGCGGGAACGUGAGUGUUGUUGGACCGGCCAACCUUCCUCCGGGAGACCCACAGCUCAUCGGCAUGAUUGUGGAGCAUCUGAAGAACCACGGGCUUUUUGACGAGUUUCGUAGGGACUGUCUGGCCGACGUUGAUACAAAGCCUGCCUACCAGAACCUGCAACAGAAAGUUGACAACUUCGUCACAUCGCAGCUGAGCACACAGGACUGGAAUCCAUCGAUCAACAAAAACCAGAUGAGGAACGGACUGAGGCAAAGUGUAGUCCAAUCUGGCAUGCUGGAGUCAGGUGUGGACAGAAUCAUUACUCAGGUCGUGGACCCAAAGAUGAACCACACUUUCAGGCCACACAUAGAAACUGCCAUCCAUGACUUCCUGUCAGGAGAAAAGAGAGAGGAGACUCCUGUGAGCUCUAAUUCUGCACCUUCUGAACAGACAGAACCACAGGAGGCGCCAUCUUCUUCAGGCCCUAAAACCCCCUACAUGCCGGGGAGCUUUUUCGCUGUGUUUUUUCUGCUCCUGGUCUGUCAACAGGUGCUGACCAUGGGACUGCAUGAUGUCCAGGAGAAACAAGUGAGCCAGGCCAAGAAACGCCUUUCUCUGCAGAGCACAGCUGAUAUUCAGAGUUGCCUGGUGAGUUCAGGGGAUGUCGGCUGUGGGACGUUUCAGUGUUUCAGCAACAACUCCUGUGAAAUCCAAGGGCUGCACCACAUCUGCCUCACUUUGCUGCACAACGCUGGGCGCUACAACUCACAGGGCAAGUCAUUUGUGAAGGACGGAUUGCGGUGCAUGGCACUAGGACUACGGCAGCGCUUCAGCUGUGUGAGCCGCCGGUGCUCAGCAGUCAAAGAGAUGGUGUUCUCACUGCAGAGAGAGUGCUACUCCAAACACCAGCUGUGCCUUGCACUACAGGACCACAUGGACACCAUGGGAAGCCUGGUGCAGUUCGACCUGAUGUUUCCCCCAGGACCUUACGUCGAGCUGAUGAACUUUCUGUUGAACUGUGGAGACGAGGUCAGGUCCUGGGUCAGUCAGCGGCUACGCAGACAGUGCGAGCAGCACUGGGGGGCGCUUUGCAGCAGCUUCGGCAGCACCUGCUCUCUCAGCCAAUCGGAUGUUCCGCAGCCCACCACCUCAGGCCCGCCACCAUCCACUGUGCCCUGGCCUAUCACUGCACAAGGACCCGCGCAGCAGCCAACCACAGUGGCUGAACAAGACAGGAGUCAGAUCGACAACGCGACUGAAUCUGCUCUCUCUGUGUUUGAUAAAUCCAAAGUCAGUACAUCAUAAACAGACAGAAGGGUUAGUACUAUUAUUUUAGCAAUAGAUCAGUGAAAGAAAAAGAUUAUAACUUAUUUGAUUUAUUGGAUACUUG
Molecule: messenger RNA, 1484 nt
Organism: Labrus mixtus (cuckoo wrasse)
Lineage: Eukaryota; Metazoa; Chordata; Actinopteri; Labriformes; Labridae
Exons: 7
Coding region: 101-1399 (432 amino acids)
Cellular component (GO): extracellular region
Molecular function (GO): hormone activity
Source: RefSeq, a predicted model, not a curated record